Clupea harengus (Atlantic herring) is the source of this 3042-nucleotide messenger RNA. It is a transcript of the gene egln3, whose product is annotated as egl-9 family hypoxia inducible factor 3. Lineage: Eukaryota; Metazoa; Chordata; Actinopteri; Clupeiformes; Clupeidae. The record is from RefSeq and is a predicted model, not a curated record. Gene Ontology annotation, biological process: cellular response to hypoxia; peptidyl-proline hydroxylation to 4-hydroxy-L-proline. Gene Ontology annotation, cellular component: nucleus; cytoplasm. Gene Ontology annotation, molecular function: ferrous iron binding; L-ascorbic acid binding; peptidyl-proline 4-dioxygenase activity.
AGGGGCAACACCCAGCAACAAGCGGCCAUGUGUAAUACAGUGGACUGGCAGUUUCCUUAGAGUUCUUUCAUGAGGCUGACAAUGUGUCGUCCCUCACGUAUGCAUAAACGGUUUCCGUGGGCAGCUGCAGAAUUCAGAUUUUAUGUAAGGUUGAUCAGAGUUUACAAAGGGGGCGUUAUGGAGUUAAAUAAUAAUUGUUGAAACAUAUGGGACAUUAGAUAUAUGGGCAACAAAAUAAAGCGCACACACACAUAUAUAUAUAUAGAGAGAGAGAUACGUGGAUAGAAAUAUAGGCCUAUACUUUGUAUUUCGUCGUAAAUGUAUUUGAUGAUAUUCUAGCUAUUUUCGUCUUUAACAUAUGGCAAAUAUACAUUUUGCAGUGACCACUCUGUAAGUUGACCUAAGCACAUGCACCUAAAAUGGAAACGUCUUGCCUAUAUCUAUUAGACAAACAACUGUAGUUCUCCAAAGUCCUGUGCAGAAAAUAAAUUGUACCAGAAACCGCCGCUGAGUAGAGUAUGAGUAAAGUUGAUUCAGACGACCAGUAGGCCUAGUGAUGAGUAAAGCUUUUCUCACAGUCAAACGUAAAUAUGACCCGUACAAGAUGCGUCAUUAUGAAACACAUAAUCUUUAAUCGUCUGCUCCUACCACUCAGUUUAGUAGAACUACACAUCUUGAACGAGCAGGGAGCGCAUUCUCGUCUGGCGCUGUGCGCGUGUUUGGAUGUUGCGCCCAUUAGUUAAGCAAACUACUUUUCACGUAGCGCAUGCGGGGCACUCCUCAGUUGAAGUUAAUAUAUUUCGAAGUUGUCUUCAGUGCCGAGCCUAACUCCGUCGCCAAAUGGACAGCAACGGAUAUGUUAACGCAGAAUUUACCGCAGAAGAGAAAACUAUUUGUACAAGACGUUGUUUUGUGGAAAGUGACACAAAAUCUAACGAAACUGUAGCUGACACAGGUGGACAUGUGACAGGCAGAGGAUACAUCAGGUGCCGGGAAUUGGCAACGGCGAGUGGAGAGAGAGCUGCUGCUGUUGAAGACGCUGAAAGCGAGGCUUGUCCCCUUAAGAGACCUCAUAAACACAGGCCAAAAUCCAAGGAGCACAAACGCCUUAACACCCACAAACUAGUUUUACAAUAUAUAGAACCUUGUAUGAAUUCAUAUGGCCUUUGUAUAGUGGACAAUUUUCUCGGGAACGAAUCUGGUGAUCGUAUUCUACAAGAAGUCAGAAACAUUCACCAGAGAGGGGAGAUGCAAGAUGGUGAAUUAGUUUGCCAGACACCAGGCAAAAACAAAUCUAUUCGAGGGGAUAAGAUUGCGUGGGUGGAGGGGAAUGAACAAGGAUGUGAAAAUAUAGGAUUUGUUUUAACAAGAAUGGACAAGCUUAUCAUGCACGCCAAUGGCAGACUGGGAAAUUACAAAAUUACAUGGAGACACAAGGCAAUGGUUGCCUGCUAUCCAGGAAAUGGCACUGGUUAUGUGAAGCAUGUAGAUAACCCCAACGGAGACGGCCGCUGUGUUACCUGCAUCUACUACCUGAAUAAAAACUGGAACGCCAAGGAGCAUGGAGGAAUUCUGCGCAUCUUUCCAGAAGGCAAAUCUUACGUGGCAGACGUUGAGCCCCUGUUCGACCGGCUGCUUCUGUUUUGGUCCGACCGUCGAAACCCCCAUGAGGUCCAGCCGUCCUAUGCUGAAAGGUAUGCCAUCACUGUGUGGUAUUUUGACUCGGAGGAAAGGGCUGCAGCAAAAAGAAGAUUCAGAGAUUUGACUGGCUCCUCGGCGCCGGAGGGCAACGCGCCGUGAUCCGCAGACGUUAGCGUGGACUAAAGUGAGCGCAUGUGCCGCUACUCCGGAUCAGGAAGCGGUGAAAGUCAGCGAGGGUCUCCGAGACGCUCAGUAUUCUCCCUCUCCCCGUGAGCUGAGUCUGUCCCGCUCUCUGCACUUGGCCCCACGCACCCUCAUGGUACACCCCCCCCCCACCCCCCCUCUUUAUCAUUAGACAGCAAGGGGGGAAGACAGGAAGGAAUCAAUGAUUUAGUUUGCAGGAACUUUCUGGAAGUUGCACUUGUGCAUUUCUACUGUGCAUUACACAUUUAUUCUCAGACAGGGUAUCAGUUUUUUUUGUCAUUAAUGUGUGAUAAUGUGGACUGGGGCUGGUUUUGUCUUGUUUGUAUCAGUGUGCCGUUCUUUUCAAUUUGACACUAGACAGUGACGUCUACUGGGAUUCACAAAUUGAAACUGUACCUUUCGCUUCAUGUUGACCUGUUGGGAGAACAGGUCACUGAAGCUCUGAAAAUACAGAGCUGAUGAUAAUUCAGUCUGAAUGACAAAUGGUGCCCUGAAAAAUGUUCCUGUAAUGGAAGAUUUAUUUACGAAGGCCUUCAUGGUAAAAUAGACCAUUAUUAAUAAUGUUAACUAAAUAACAUAUUAUUUUAAAUUAAAUACACACACAGAGAUUUUUACUAUGAAUGCUUGUCUUGAUUAUCUGGUUGGAUAUGAUCUAUGCCUGUGGUAGAAGCACUGCUAAUUUGUUAAUGUAAUCACUUCUGAAAAAUCAUAGUGUCAGAAUGAGACAUGUUACAGUUUGAAAAGAUUACUACCGGCAUUGCCUAUUUGAUUUUGUUGUGUUGCUUUUUUUCCCCAAUGACUAGUAGUGCAGACCGUGAAUAUUAUUGAUCAAUCACUGGUUUAUUGAUUAAAAGAUUUAUGUGACCCGCUUUGUUUACGGUUUACUUCGUUGCCAAGAUUUGUCUGCGUAGGGGUUAGACACGCGUUAUCAUGUAGUCUCUUAUCCUCCACUGCGUAGGCUGAUGUGAAUGUGCCGUCAUAACCAACACUGAUCUUGUUCACAGCCUGUGUGUGCCUCUUAACUGUUGCCCGCCAUGGUUCAUAUGAUGCACUGAGAUUCCGGGGGUCGGCUUGCAUGCGGGUCAGCAAUGCUGUGUUAGUGUGGACGUGUGCCCUGUGGGUGGGCAUGUUUGUUUGGAUUCGUGACCGCUUGUGUGGUGUGGAUUGAAAUAAAGAUAGAGUUUUUUCUCGCUAAAA